AUCUUCAUAGAAGGAAUUAAACUUGAAGUCUUGUGAAGCUUAAAGCACACCAUGGCACUGCAAGAGAUAAAUGACCUGCAUGAAUUUGAAGGUGCAUUGAAGGCAGCUGGGAGAAAACUUAUCGUAGUGUGUUUCACCUCUGGAAACUGUGGACCUUGUAGAAUAACAUCACCGGUUAUGGAACAAAUGUCUAAAGAAAUGCCAGAUGUACAGUUCAUGAAAGUUGACGUUCAGAAAGACGACGAAUUUGUGGAGCAUUUUAAGAUCAGUGGAGUUCCAGCUUUUCUUUUUUACAAAAAUUACCAAGUGGUGUACAACUUUCAAGGUGGAAAUAUGAACCAUCUAAAGCAAAUGGUUGAAGAACUGAGGUUCAAGUGAGUCAGUUCCUACAAGUGCUUCAGUUUCAAAUAAGUGACCAUGUCUGGAUAGAGGAGAUCUUAGGCCGGCUGACACACUUCAGUAGGGAUAGGGAAACUUGAUUUGAUUAUUGUAAAAUUCUUUAAUUAGACACAUCUCUUUGGCUUUAACAAAAUGUACAGAUGUUCAUUGUUUACUUAAAAGUAUUCCUAAUAUUUUAUAUCCAGCCUUCCUAUUUUUUUUAUUACCCCUUUCAACCACUCCAAAUUAUUUGA
This is a messenger RNA of Pseudophryne corroboree (corroboree frog), 632 nucleotides long. RefSeq names its product thioredoxin-like. Gene Ontology annotation, molecular function: protein-disulfide reductase activity. The transcript has 5 exons. The record is from RefSeq and is a predicted model, not a curated record. Gene Ontology annotation, cellular component: cytosol. Bases 52 to 378 code for a protein of 108 amino acids. NCBI's taxonomy places the organism in Eukaryota, Metazoa, Chordata, Amphibia, Anura, Myobatrachidae.